Molecule: messenger RNA, 180 nt
Organism: Sparassis crispa
Lineage: Eukaryota; Fungi; Basidiomycota; Agaricomycetes; Polyporales; Sparassidaceae
Exons: 1
Coding region: 1-180 (59 amino acids)
Source: RefSeq, a predicted model, not a curated record
AUGAAAGCGUUCGUGUUCUGGAGAGUUCGCGUUCUGGAGAGUUCGCGUUCUGGAGAGUCCGAGUUCAGCCCUGGAAGACUCGACCAGGCCGACAUGUUGGCACCACAGGCAGAAGUAUUCACGCUAGCGCGGGUUCGCAUCGGGAAGCUGCUCGGGGAUCGAGUCUGCGGACGUUGGUAG